This is a messenger RNA of Phymastichus coffea, 2393 nucleotides long. It is a transcript of the gene NT1, whose product is annotated as neurotrophin 1. Gene Ontology annotation, cellular component: extracellular region. Lineage: Eukaryota; Metazoa; Arthropoda; Insecta; Hymenoptera; Eulophidae. The transcript is spliced from 10 exons. Gene Ontology annotation, molecular function: Toll binding; growth factor activity. Bases 155 to 1999 code for a protein of 614 amino acids. Gene Ontology annotation, biological process: innate immune response; central nervous system formation; regulation of Toll signaling pathway. The record is from RefSeq and is a predicted model, not a curated record.
CUCUCGGCAGACCAGGCUUUUUUCUGACCUACAAAAACGCACGACCGCACGCGCACACCAGUCGGCCAGAUCUUCUCUCCCGCAGUGGAUCAUCCGGGAGUCGAAUGCUGCGCGCCAGUCGACACCGAGCUACCGCUGCUGUCGUUUUCUCAGCAUGAGGACAUCCACCGCCGCCGGUCUCAUUCUUCUGACGCUCGUUGUAUCGCUGAGCGUCGGAUCUGCCGAAGAAAACGCAAGGGCCGAGCAUGAGCUUCACCUGCAGAUGGAAGAGGAAGACGAAGACGAACCCGAAGACAUUUUGGCGCCGUUGAGGCUGGAUCUGAAUGCAAGUCUUGUGCACAAGUUGAGCGAGAUUCAAGAGGGUGUGCCUACCGUACCGAAGGCGCCGGCGAAAAAGCGCCAGCUGCAGUUGUACGGCCCGGUGGUGCCGAUAAAGCGGCUGCGCGCGUGGCGACCGCAAAGAUCGGUAAUGGAAAAAAAUGCACAGGUCGAGCCAGCCGUCGCCGUCGCCAAUAGCACCGACAACUCCACGGAGCCGUCGUCACGUACAGCACGCGAGAACUUUACGGAUCAGCCCGACGAUGACGAGCCCGAAGCUUUGCCCGAGCCCAUGGAAUUGAGGUACUCCAGGCCCGAGCAAUAUCGACGAAGACCUUACUAUGCGCCACCCACCAGAAGAUCAACUCAUAACAGGAGGAAUGUCUAUCACGAUAAGCCACCACCGGGACGGGCAACACGUCCCACGAGGAGGCCAUCGGAGCCGAAAAGAGAACCGACGGAGAACGAGUGCACUUUCUUUUCGAAAACCGUCUGCCUGGAGGCCGUCGAUUAUCCCAUGGAGGCCAUAAUGCGAAGCAUACGCAAGAACAAAGAGAUGGUCGCGGCGCUACUGACGGACAUCAAGGUUCAAGACGUCAACGGCGUCUAUGAGGAGGAUGAUGUGCCACAGCCAUCCUACAAAACCAGCUACGACAACAGAUACGACAAACGAUACGAGAGCCGCUUUGAGACCAGCAACGAGAUCAAAAGAAAAUUCGAGUAUCCAUUCGAGAACGCAGAGGAAGGAUUUACGUGCCCGUCGCAAGUGAAGUACGCGAGACCACAACUGGCUCGUGCAGCUUCGGGUGUCUGGAAGUACAUCAUCAACACCGGCGAACACACGCAGACACUGAGACUGGAAAAGUGCUCGAAUCCGAAGACGCCAUGCUCGUUCAUCUCGGAAAAUUAUCGCUCGUCCUGCAUGCAAGUCUACAACUAUCACCGACUGCUCACUUGGGAUUCGAAACUCGGUCUGCACAUGGACAUCUUCAAGGUGCCGACAUGUUGCAGCUGCCACGUACACGGCUACACGGAUCUGUUUCCGCCACACCAGACUGAUCCACCGUACAAAAUGCAAGAGCUUUUUCCUGGUGCUGAUUUCGCCAUCAACGACCAUCACUUGUCCAGCUCGAGUAACAUUAACAAAUACCCCAAUGCCAUUGACUCGGCGGCUUUCAAUUUGUUCCGGGAAAGCUAUGCACCCGAUCAGGAUGAGACGCAGCUGCAACAUUCGAGUAGUUCGCGAAGACCGAGCUUAGCGAAACCGCCGAGGAGAAAACCGUCGAAUCCAGCGAGACCCUUCGACAAAUUACCAACUCAGCACGCACCUAACACGAGGGCGCCCGGUUACAAAGGUGGCCGACCUCUUAGGCCUUUACGGCCCUUUCGCCGAGAAUCCGCAGUACCGGACCUAUCGGAUUAUCAAGAAAACUCGAGCAAUAUUACGCUUAACAGAUUUAGCCCAACGACGUUCGAGCAAGAUGCAAUGGAGCCGAGCUCACGAUUGCAAAACGGUGGCUUCGACGAGGAAUACCAGGAGACGCAAAGGCGAGUCAACUACAAUUAUCAUCCCAUCAUCGACUUCUUCAAGCCAGAAGCGGCCAUGUUAAAAGCCGAAGAAUCGAUGCAGACAGCUGCAUCCACCUCGAGCGAUUCGUGGAAACCCAUUCUCAAGCCUUGAUCGGUUUUCUAUCAUACACUGCGAUUUAUCGCGAUUGUACCUGAGAGACCUCGAAUACUGCGAUUUAGAGCAAAGGAUUCACUGCUCUAUAUUCACCUUGGCCAAACUUCUUGUCGUGAUUCCCCAACAUUUUUUCAAAAUACUUGCAUUCUUUUCGACACUUAUUUAUUUGUUUUCGCCAAGGCAUUUUAUUUGUUGUACCUACCAGUAUAUGAUCUAUGAUAGUUUUCUUCAGCUCGAAACGCUAUUUAGUUGUAAUUACUCCGUGUAACUCUUUAUUUAACUAUCGUGUAAAUUUGUUUCAUUUUAUUUAUAUGUUGUACGAUAUACUUAUCUAUAAGAAAUUUAUCAGAUGUGUUAUAGGUUGUUUUACAUAAAUAAAUUUAUUUGUACG